Molecule: messenger RNA, 524 nt
Organism: Cotesia glomerata
Lineage: Eukaryota; Metazoa; Arthropoda; Insecta; Hymenoptera; Braconidae
Exons: 2
Coding region: 111-434 (107 amino acids)
Biological process (GO): mitochondrial translation
Cellular component (GO): mitochondrial ribosome
Molecular function (GO): structural constituent of ribosome
Source: RefSeq, a predicted model, not a curated record
CUCACUAUUUAUGUAUUUAUAUUACAUGUAACUUAUUGUCGGCAUUUUAAAUCAAUAAAAUUGAUUUUUUGUUUUGAAAUUGACAACUUUUCAAUUUAUUACACAUCAAGAUGCAUUUAACGGCAUUUUUAAUGCUUUCCAAACGCAAGGCACCUCAUGGAAUAAAAUACCGAGGAAAAAAUCGAGUUGUACCAAAACCAAAAAUGGAACACUUAUUUAUGCUCCGACAUCGUCUGGAACGUGACGAAGAAAACAUGCUAAUUUUACGGCACCCGUAUUUGACAUCCGAACAGUCCCGAAAUUAUAUGAAAGAUCUAAAAGUACCAGUGCCUCUAUCCAUCGUGGGUAACAGAAAGAGGAACGAAUUGUUUAACAAACACUUCAGUUGGGUUGACCAACUAGCUCAUCUACGCGUCAGAGAUGCUUGGGAAUAAUUAUUAUUAAAAUACUUACUAUUAUUUCUGUAGGUUGAUAACAAUCUUUGUUUUUCAAAAAUUGAGUAAUUAAAUUUGUAUUAAUUUUAA